Molecule: messenger RNA, 912 nt
Organism: Impatiens glandulifera
Lineage: Eukaryota; Viridiplantae; Streptophyta; Magnoliopsida; Ericales; Balsaminaceae
Product: katanin p60 ATPase-containing subunit A1-like
Exons: 4
Coding region: 1-912 (303 amino acids)
Source: RefSeq, a predicted model, not a curated record
AUGACUAACCCACCAAGAAGGUUCAAUGAGUCAGUUCAUUUAAAGAUAGACGAUCUUCGUGAUAUACUGAUACAAUUGCGGCAACAGCUUGAAGACAUCACUGUAGAAAUCGAAACUUAUGCGACAAUCGAACCCCUUAAUCCGAAGAUCAUGCGACAAGAAAGAGAAAGGGUAAGCAAGACAUUCAUGGACGGUUGGAAAGCUGCAGAAAGGUCUAUUCAAAACAAGAGCCAUGCAAGCACGUCAAACUCGAGGACAAAAUACUCAUCAAAAGAACCCAUUUCGCCUAAACAAAGUCAACAAUCAUCACAAGCAAGGAGUGCCACUACUGCUCCACCUUGUAGAAAAUUUGACGGCUUGGGGAUGUCAUUGUCGAAGGCCUUAAGGAACUUGUUGCAGAAGAACUUGAUUCAAACGUUAACAUCAGAACUUGGGAGAGAAAUUCAGGAUUUGAUCGACGCUAAGAUCAUCCCAAAGCUCCGAAGAAUGAAGGCAGACAUCGUGUACAAGAUCAAGGAGGAAGUUGAGAAACAACUCGACGCAGGAUACCUUGAAGUGAUAGAUUACCAAGAAUGGAUCGCCAAUGUAGUCCUAGUCGCAAAGAAAGAUGGAAAGAUCCGAGCACUUGCAACUGAAACAGGCACAAGUUUUAUCAACAUAACUGCCUCAACUUUAUUAUCAGAGUGGUUUGGUGAAAGUGUCAAGAUAUUAAAAAUUCUCUUAGCUAAAACAGUCCAUGGCGGAAGCAGGAAGACAACAUGGCUAAAAUUCUCUUGGCUUGUGUUUACGAAUGAUGAGGCAUCCAACAUGAACGAGCUUCGAAAAUGGAAUGAAAAGUACGGUCAAGGCGGAAGCAGGAAGACAUCAUCUUUUGGCUUUGCUAAUCAAUCUGAAUUGCUAGCUUCUUCCUGA